CCCCACAUCAACACCGCCCUGUUCGAGGCUGACCGACCCUGGAGUCGAAGUGGUCGGAGGCCUUUAUGGCUGUGGAAUGCCGGAAAGUAUGUUAUGUAUAAAGGCAGAUACUUUUCAUAAUAAAUGAAAAUGGCCAAUUCUUUAAGAGGAGAAGUACUGAACCUUUAUAAAAAUCUGCUGUAUCUUGGACGAGACUAUCCAAAAGGAGCAGACUAUUUUAAAAGGCGUCUGAAGAAUGUUUUCCUUAAAAACAAAGAUGUGAAGGACCCAGAGAAGAUCAAAGAACUUAUUGGACGGGGCGAAUUUGUAAUGAAAGAGCUAGAAGCCUUAUACUUCCUUAGGAAAUACAGAGCGAUGAAACAACGCUAUUAUUCAGAUACCAACAAAACUAACUGAUCACGAUUACUAUAAUUUGACUGAAAUUCAGUGUCAGCUAUCUAUGUAUACCAGAUAUGAUAAAAAAUAAUUGUGUCUUAAAAUGGCAAGAUAUACAGGUUUUGUAAAAAAAAAAAUACCUGUGCUGCCUUAUUGAACUAAAAUAGGUUUCAAUUUCUAUUCACAGAGCUUCAUCAAUAACACUUUAUGCUUAAUUUUACACAAAAUUAGCAACAUAGCCAACUACCAAUUAAAAUUUAAUAAAUACCCAAUUUUGAAUGAAAACAUAGUACACUUGAAAUAAUUUUAACUUAGUAAGUUUUUGCCAAUUAUUCUUAGCCUCUUUCUCCAUUUUACUGACAAGAAAAUGCCACUUAAUGCACAUUUAACUAAGCAAAAUAAUUUCUUAUACAUUAAUUCCCUUAACUUUUGAAGGAAUACCAGCUUAUUUUUGGCCCUAUUUGGCACUUGACAGCACACAUUCAAGGUUCGAUACAAAACAAUAGCACCUGGCAAUGAUUUAAGUGUAGUUAUAGAAAUAAUAUGUAUGGAGUAAGAUUAUUUCUGAUCUUGAAGUAGGCUGCCAGUGAUUGGCACUACAUACAUACCUAUUUAAUAUCUUCCAUUAUUAAUUUUGCUGCUGGUUCUCUUUGGGUCUUAAAACAAGUCACCUGUUGUGUAUCAAGUACCUUUACUGAUAAAAAGUAAUAAAUAAUGUUAUUCUAUUGUUUCAUCAUAAAGGUAGAUCUGUUUUGCAUCUACUUCUAAAUGAAUUAACAUGAUAAUGGACCUAAAUCUAGAACGGUUUUAAGUAAACACUUAAACCUUUACAUAAUGUUCACAACACCUUUCACAAAUAAAGACUAUACUUAACUGA
Messenger RNA from Lynx canadensis (Canada lynx), 1252 nucleotides. It is a transcript of the gene ETFRF1, whose product is annotated as electron transfer flavoprotein regulatory factor 1. Gene Ontology annotation, cellular component: mitochondrion. Bases 124 to 396 code for a protein of 90 amino acids. The record is from RefSeq and is a predicted model, not a curated record. Gene Ontology annotation, biological process: respiratory electron transport chain. The transcript has 4 exons. NCBI's taxonomy places the organism in Eukaryota, Metazoa, Chordata, Mammalia, Carnivora, Felidae.